GAUUUGUGCCCCAAGUUGAGGAGGAUCCUGUUUUGUCUGCCGGUCAUUCGCAAGCAAUGGACUCGUAACCGUCUCUCUGGACACUUGCCGUUGCAAGCAGGAAAGUGUGGUCACAGAGAGAGAGAGAGGCGGUCGCCAGUAUACGCAAGCAAGCAGUCCUGUUCUGCAAGUCAGCGGCAGAAGGCGGCCCGGUGCCACGUCUCCCACCCAGCAACUCGAACUCGAACUCGAACAUCAUUGCCCUGCAGAGCCUGUCUGAAACUAUCAACUCUUCAACAGUGGAUGUUAACGUUGACUCUAUGGCACCUGGUUUGGAUUUGAAGUUCCACCAAGAAAUCGUCGACGGUAUCAUCGACAUUGUGAAAGAUACAUCCACUUCACAUGCAGAAGCAACCAAAAAUCUUUCAUUCUGCUCUUUGGUUUCACGGACAUUCCUUCCUCGGACUCGAUGGCAUAUGUUUAGAGACAUUGCAUUGGUCAAUGCCGAGAAGAUAAAGCUUUAUCAUGAGAUGUGUCUUGCGUCUCCCAUUAUCCCAGCUGCAGCCCGGUCUGUCUCCCUCCAAAUUGGCAACGUAUCUGCAGCCGAAAUUUGUCCAUUGGCAUCUGUCCUGCGACUCACUGCCAAUAUCAACACCAUUCAGUUUCAUGAUAUUUCGUGGGAUAACCUACCACAGGAGGUGCUCGACGUACUUUGCUCCUAUCCUCUCACCAAAAUAUUACUCAGCAACGUCGUUAUCCCUUCGAUCCCUUCCUUCUUCUCUUUCUUUCGCCGCUGCACCACUCGUGUGCCUGUUGAUCUCCAUAUCUCUGGCAUGCUCCGCGUCGGAAAUACCGCAGAAGAACAGGCAGUAAAUGUAGCAUCUAACGACAAACCUGUAGCAAUUCGGUCUUUGACCCUAUGGUGCCCAGAUACUGCACGAAGAGCGAUUCGUGCUAUCCUUCUAUCACCGUCAUCCCCAUUCCAUCUGCGCAUUCUCGCGAACGUUGUCAUGGUAUUCACCCUAACAGGGAAAGAUGGCAUCGGAUCAGAAAGGGAUGCCAUUCUUCUACGCGACUUGAUUUCAUCAUCGAGCUCUCAGGAGCUGAGGACCGUGAGGAGCAGCUUCGAUAUAGCACCCCCGUCUUUCAUUCUCCGUUUUGCUCCUGCCACCCGCCAAGUUUCAUUCACCAUCGCCACCUCUCCCCUUGAAAUGAUCCCCUUUCGGUCGAGUGCAGUUUUACGAUGGUGGAUCGAUAGUCUCCUGCGGUCCGAAUGCUAUGGCUUGGAACAACUGACCAUUUUCACUACAAUGUUGAUGGGUAUGUGGGUCAUGGAUGAUGAAGCGCUAGAUGCGUGGGCUCAUCUCGACGACGAGCUUUCCUCGUCGAAUUACUCAAAGGUGAAGGCCGUGCAUAUUGGUAUAGAACAUCGAGUACUGUUUUUUAACCCCGCACACCGUGCGAAUGCUGCCGAUAUUUUAACCAAGUGUCUGCCCAGACUAGCGAAAAAGGGAGUCCUGAAACUGGUAUGUGGCGAGCUGGGACUCCAUGGGCAGGCACCGUUUGAAGUACAGAACUGGGGAACUGAGUACUGAUUACGGAAAGAAAAAGUGUACCUACAGUAGAGUAAUAUAGGCGUCUUCAAAUGCGAAGGAAGUAACCAUUUCUGUUACUUUACUCAGGUUCUGACGAUGAUGAAACGAGGAAAGUAAGUAAUGUCACAUCC
Molecule: messenger RNA, 1705 nt
Organism: Desarmillaria tabescens
Lineage: Eukaryota; Fungi; Basidiomycota; Agaricomycetes; Agaricales; Physalacriaceae
Exons: 3
Source: RefSeq, a predicted model, not a curated record